GAUUGAAAGAUGAUUACAUCUAGUCGGCUUUAUGGAAAUAUCCAAACUGUCAAAUGUGUGACAACCAGCCUGAUCUCCCCUACUCGCACAACGCGCGCGCACACACACGAGAGAGAGAGAGAGAGAGAGCAGGGAGGAAGAGAGAUGGAAUGAUAAAAAGAAAUGAGAAGGGAAAGAAAAAGAACAAGAAAAGACUAAAUUUAAACUGUAAAAAUACAAUUACUGACGGAUUCGCUUCGACAGUCGCGAAGAAAGAAACGAGCCAAAGCUUCGACCAGUGUUUCAUGAAACCGCGGUGAUGAUGAAGACAUUGGUUCAGGAGAUUAAAACGAUGAGUUGAUUUUCAUGAUUCUGUCUGUGAAUUUACCGUGUCGUCGACUGGAAACAAACUCUGAAGAUACAUGUCGGUGGUCGAACAGAAGAAUGCUGCUCCUUCUGCCGUCCGUAUAAUAAGUUUUCUGGCUGAGAUAAAGGAAGCCACCUGUGUUUUUGGGUCUCAUUUUGGCUGACAGCAGCUGAACGACAAUUUGAAGAGACACUGAGGGUUGCAUGCAUCAGUUCCAAGAAAUUUCAUUACGUGGGAGACUUGUGCCGAGGAGAGACAGAGCAAUUUCUGGAGGAUGGAAGAGCGCGCUGAGCAAGACUGCACGCAGGACAAUGGACUCAGCGAUGCUGCAUCCAGAGAGGCGCGUGCUUCUUCUGGCUCCAGCCUGAAGAUGUUUCUGGUGGCUUUGUCCUUUGCCUAUUUUGCAAAGGCUCUGUCAGGGAGCUACAUGAAGAGCACAAUAACUCAGCUGGAGCGGCGCUUUGACAUCCCCAGUUACCUAAUAGGCGUCAUUGACGGAAGCUUUGAGAUAGGUAAUCUGUUGGUGAUAGCGUUCGUCAGUUACUUUGGAGCCAAACUCCAUCGGCCAAAGAUCAUUGCAGCAGGUUGUGUGCUGAUGUCCAUCGGGACCUUCAUCAUUGCUCUGCCUCACUUCAUCAUUGGGCCUUAUGACUACGGAACAUCAGUGAGGUGGCUCAUAAACUCAACAGUUAACCCAUCACCCUGUCCGAUGGGGUCAUCAGCAGACCUGAGCCAAGACAGCGAUCCACCUGAAGUGGCAAGAACAGGUUGUGAAGGAGAGUCCAAUCUGUCCAUGUGGAUUUAUGUGCUCUUGGGAAAUGUCCUUCGGGGGAUUGGAGAGACUCCUGUUCAACCUCUAGGGAUCUCUUAUAUAGAUGAUUUUGCUAUUGAGGAAAAUGCUGCACUCUAUGUAGGCUGUGUGCAGACUAUUUCUGUGGUCGGCCCCGUGUUUGGCUACCUGUUAGGAUCCCUAUGUGCUAAAAUCUAUGUGGACAUCGGAUUUGUACCAAUGGAAAGCAUCACCAUCACACCAGCAGAUGCCCGCUGGGUGGGAGCAUGGUGGCUCGGCUACCUCAUCGCAGGAGUCAUCACUCUGCUGUCUGCCAUCCCGUUCUGGUUUCUGCCCCGCUCGCUGCACUUCUCGGGGCCCCGUGGGCCAGCAAAGUGCACUGCAGAGCAGAAAUGUUUCCUGAGAGACUCUACCGCGCCAAAGUACAAGUGUCCUGUGGAUGAACGCACUGGUUUUAUAGAGAUGGCCAAAGAUUUCAUUCCAACCCUGAGAACUCUUCUGGGUCAUCCUGUGUAUUUGAUCUACCUGUGUGUGACGAUUAUCCAGCUGAACUCUCUCAUUGGCAUGGUCACCUACAAGCCAAAGUACAUCGAGCAACACUUCAGGCAGUCUGCUUCAAAGGCCAACUUCCUGAUGGGUGUGAUCAACAUCCCUGCUGUAGCACUGGGGAUGUUUUGUGGUGGUCUUCUGAUGAAGAGGUUGAAGUUGAACAUCAUGGGUGCAGCCAAAUUUGCAUUUGGUACAUCUUUGAUUGGUUAUAUCCUGUCGCUGUUCUUCUUCGCAAUGAGUUGUGAGAAUGCCAAGGUAGCCGGAGUAACACUUUCAUACAACCGGAUUGAUGGGAUAUCAUAUGAACAACAGUCACUCUUCACAGAUUGUAACUCAGACUGUGUUUGUCCAGCGAGUGACUGGGAUCCAGUCUGUGCACAGAAUGGAAUCACAUACGUUUCUCCAUGUUUAGCUGGAUGCACCGGCUCUGUGGGCUCAGGGAAAAACACAAUCUUCUCUAACUGCAGCUGUGUCGGCGUUGCUGGUAACUUCACGGCUCAUGCGGGUCAGUGCCUCCAGAAGGACGACUGUGACAGGAUGUUCCCCUACUUCCUCGCUCUCUCCGUCGUCACUUCCUUUAUCAUUUCCCUCGGAGGGACACCAGGCUACAUGCUUCUCAUCAGGUGUAUCAAGCCACAGCUAAAGUCGCUGGCUCUGGGCUUCCACACUCUGGCAACACGCACACUUGCAGGGAUUCCAGCUCCCAUCUACUUUGGAGCCAUCAUUGACACCACGUGUCUCAAAUGGGGCCAGAAGCGGUGCGGAGGAAUCGGAGCCUGUAGGAUCUACAACACCGCCGCCUACAGGAUAGCGUACCUGGGUCUGACUCUGAGCCUGCGGACCAUCUCCUUUGUUCUGUGCAUCCCGGGCUUCAUUCUCCUCAGGAGGCAGCUGAAGGAAGAGGAACGAAACGGCGUCCACGGAGCGCUGGUCAACGGCAGGACAGAGCUGAAAGCACUCAGGAAGGAGGAGCUAGUAAUCUCUAAUUAUGACCAAUCACAACGAACGUCAGAGAACAGCACAGACAGAGAAACGCGGCUGUGACGCAUGGAGCAGAACCUCACAGACAAACAGCUGAGCCCGUACACACACAGUCUGUACCAAAAUAAUACUGUGUAUACACACAAAUACAAUUUGCAGGGAAUUACACUUUAUGUCUGAUCACCUCAUACGAUGCAGAAAUUCUAUAUUUGUACUACUGAAGCUGUGCAGAUGUGAAUUUUACAGCAUUUUAAUAUAAGAAGACCAUUUCUUUGAAUGUGCAGACAGUCCUCAUAAAGUCUGUAACAAUAUAUUACACUUUUGACAGUGGCACAAUACAUUAGACUGGUAAUAUGACGAGUACCGAUUACUGCAUAACUGGUAUAAUGGAACACCAGCAUUUUUUUUUAAGUUGCCUCUUUGGAUUUUUAGUUGAAAUGAUGACUUCCCUCUGACAUCAUUG
Messenger RNA from Thalassophryne amazonica, 3129 nucleotides. RefSeq names its product solute carrier organic anion transporter family, member 1C1 (gene slco1c1). NCBI's taxonomy places the organism in Eukaryota, Metazoa, Chordata, Actinopteri, Batrachoidiformes, Batrachoididae. Gene Ontology annotation, biological process: transmembrane transport; proteolysis; sodium-independent organic anion transport. Bases 621 to 2729 code for a protein of 702 amino acids. Gene Ontology annotation, cellular component: membrane. The transcript has 16 exons. The record is from RefSeq and is a predicted model, not a curated record. Gene Ontology annotation, molecular function: metalloendopeptidase activity; protein binding.